AUGACUGCUGUUCCCGCUGAGCUUCUGACUGCACUCGAGCCGCCCAGGCCGUCUCAGACCGUCUACCGCGAGGAGUGCACGCAAUGCUUCGACUCGCACGACUCGGAUGCCGGCGUCGACGUUUGCCUGCACUGCUUCAACGGCGGCUGCCCGCCCGCCAUCAACGGCGUCGAAAGUGCGAACGGACACGGGCGCCUGCAUUUCGAGCGGACGGGGCACAGGGUGGUCGUGAACAUCCAGAGGAGGCGCAAGCCGGCGAGCGAGCUGCGGAGGAACAAGCGGGACUCGAAUGAGCCGCCUGUCAAGAAGCUCGCGAUCAGGGAGGAGCCGUCCGAGGAAGAGAAGUACGACUUUCACACCCAGGUCCGCAUGUAUACGGGCGGCGAGGGCGACAGGGCGAUGGCGCAGUACGUUGUGGUGGACCAGGUGGACGACAAGUUGAGCAGCCUCAUUGCUGCCGUUUUGAGCGCCAUGUCGUCGGCUCAACGGAGCGAGGUCAAGGCGUGGGAGGAGGAGAUUGUGCCCUGCCAGCACACGCGCGAGCUCAUCCAGCCAGAGCCGAAGAAGCUCGAGCCUGCGGGCCUCGCCUCCUGCGCCCAUGCCGACUGCGGUCUCACCUCGAAUCUGUGGCUUUGCCUCACCUGCGGCGCGCUCGGUUGCGGCAGGCAGCAGUAUGGCGGCGGUGGCGGCAACGGGCAUGCGCUGAAGCAUACGAGUGACACUGGUCAUCCCGUCGCGGUCAAGCUUGGGACUAUUGAGCCGGAUGGCUCAGCCGACGUCUACUGCUACGCUUGCGACGAUGCUCGAAUCGACCCAAAUCUCGCGAAGCAUCUCGCAAACUUCGGCAUCGAGGUCGCUGAGCAGAAGAAGACGGAGAAAAGCAUGACUGAGCUGCAAGUCGAGCAGAAUCUCACUUUCGACUUUGCGAUGACCGGCGCGGAUGGUAAGGAACUUGAGCCGCUGUUCGGACCGGGUCUGACGGGCAUGAAGAACCUCGGCAACAGUUGCUACAUGGCGUCCUCGCUGCAAUCCGUCUUCUCGCUCCCGGUCUUCCAGGACCGCUACCUCACCUCGUUCGUCAUCCACCCUCAGACCUGCACCAACCCUUCCCCCGCGACCUGCUUCGAGUGCCAGAUGAGCAAGAUCGCGGAUGGACUGCUCUCCGGUCGCUACGCCGUUCCACACGUCCCCGACCCGUCCGACGCUCUCGCAGGCAGCGACACCUCCGCACCUGUCGACUCAGACAAACCUCGCGUUUACUUCCAGGAAGGCAUUCGACCUGCGAUGUUCAAGGCGCUUGUCGGCAAAGACCACGCCGAGUUCUCGACGAUGCGGCAGCAGGACGCCGGCGAGUUCCUCCAGCACCUCCUCGAGUACAUCCGGCGCGCUUCCAAGUCGCUCGGCGUUGAGGAGCCAACCGGCAUCUUUGGCUUUGCGGUCGAGGAGCGCCUCGAGUGCUCGCAGUGUCACGGCGUGCGGUACAAGACGCAGAACGAGGAGCUGCUUUCGCUGCCUGUCCCGGUCAAGAAGCGCGAGGCGAUGGACGUCGAGGCAACCCCCGGCGCGGCGUCUGCAGGAGGCGAGGCCCGGACGACGUACGAGCAGGACAAGGACCGCAAGGUCGAGUACGAGCCCGUCCAGCUCACCGACUGCCUCUUCAACUUGACGAGUCCGACCGAGACCGAGUACAAGUGUCCGGCGUGCGACGCCAAGGUUACGGCGGUCAAGUCCAUGCGCUUCUCCACCUUCCCCGACGUCCUCCUCGUCAACGCUGCCCGCUUCCAGCUCGACGGUUGGGUUCCUCGAAAGGUCGACGUUCCCGUCAUCGUGCCGUUUACCGACCUCGACAUGAGCCCGUUCGUCGGCAAAGGCUUGCAGCAGGGCGAACGCGAGCUUCCGGCGGACAAGGAGGACGCACCCGCGGAGCCGCAGUUCGACGCCGAGGCGAUGAACCAGCUCAUCGGCAUGGGCUUCCCCGAGAUCCGCGCCAAGCGUGCUCUCCUCGCGACGGGCCACAACGGCGCCGAGGUCGCGAUGAACUGGCUGUUUGAGCACAUGGAGGAUCCAGACAUCGACGACCCUCUUCCCGCCGCCGCUUCCUCCUCCGCUACCUCUUCCGCCGCCGACCCCUCUCCCGAAUCGAUCUCAACCGUCUGCGAGAUGGGUUUCACGCCCGCCCAAGCGCGCAAAGCCCUCCGCGAGACGGGCGGCAGCAUCGAGCGCGCGGUCGAGUGGCUCUUCUCGCACCCUGACGACGACGGGUCCGAGUCUGUUCCUGCCGCACCGACCGCGGCUGCCGGAGGAGCAGGGGAGAAGAAAGUGCCUGGCUCGAAGGACCUCCCGGCCAAAUACCGCCUCAAAGCGUUCAUCUCGCACAAAGGACCCUCGGUCCAUUCGGGCCACUACGUCGCGCAUGUCUGGACUGGCCAAGCCGACGCGAAUGGCGGGGGAAAGGGCGGCUGGGUGUUGUUCAAUGAUGAGAAGGUCGUGAGGGCGGACGAGGGCGAGCAGGCGGCUGAGAGGCUGAGCCCGUUCGCGUACGUGUACGUGUUUGAGCGGGUCAGGGAGUAG
Messenger RNA from Rhodotorula toruloides NP11, 2571 nucleotides. Its product is annotated as ubiquitin carboxyl-terminal hydrolase 5/13. Gene Ontology annotation, molecular function: zinc ion binding; cysteine-type deubiquitinase activity; protein binding. Lineage: Eukaryota; Fungi; Basidiomycota; Microbotryomycetes; Sporidiobolales; Sporidiobolaceae. Bases 1 to 2571 code for a protein of 856 amino acids. The transcript is spliced from 11 exons. Gene Ontology annotation, biological process: protein deubiquitination. The record is from RefSeq and is a predicted model, not a curated record.